GAAAAAGAUGGCCGCUUGCUACUCUCGCGAGAUCUGAAAACACUUCAGCUGAAGUCUUUAGCCGCCUGUCGCUGUGAGCCGUUGAUGUUCUUCGUGCUGUUUAGCUCACCUGAUACCACCGUAACAUGACGUUAUGGAGGAGCGAAAGCUAAAGAGAAAGAGUCCCAGGAACUCUACCACCACGGCGCCUCCAGCCGGAGGCUCUAGCCGGAAAAACAGUGCGUCUACCGGGGUACGUCAGGUCGGCUCCAGCCACAACUCCAGCCAAAAGAGCAAAAACAGGAAGGGAGCCAGGGAUAAACCCAGACACCAGGCAAGUUCAGGUGUCAAAGCGAAUCCGAACCAGGGCCAGGCAGCUCCCAGCAUCCAACACUCCUUUCUCACGGAUGUCUCAGAUGUGCAGGAGAUGGAGAAGGGCCUGCUCGGUCUCCUCAACGACUUCCACUCAGGGAAACUACAAGCAUUUGGCAACGAGUGCUCCAUUGGUCAGAUGGAGCAUGUGAGGGAGAUGCAAGAGAAGCUGGCCCGAUUACAGUUUGACCUCUAUGGCGAGGUCGAUGAAAUGCCCGAGGACCAGAGGAAAACGGCAUGUGACGCCAACAUGGACAAGUUACUCCUUAAUCUUGAGGAGCUGAGUUCUUCAAUUCAGAAGCUGAAUCUAGCCGACAGUCAAGAGAUUCCAAGGACUGCCAGCAUGUGAUUGUUUUGUUUUGCUUUUUUUUUUUCUCUCAAUCUCAUCUGCCUUAUUUUAGUUUUAUGAGACACAGAGUGGCUGCGACAGAUGAGGUGGUGAUCGAAAGUGUGUUGAUGGCAGAAAUGUCUGCCAAGCUGUUCACCAGCGUUCCCCUGUCCCGCACAGAGGCAUGAAUGUAUUGCAAGAUGGACCUACAGCUUUUCUUUGAACCCAAACACUGAGCGCUGAACACAGUGGCUGUUAUAGUUUCACAGACAUUCACGAUCGAUUAAAAGUGGCACCAGUGCUUCACUAUCUAAGCUUAUUUAAGCUGUCAUUUCUAAACUGUUGACAUUGCAAUACAUCGCAAACCAAAGUUAUAAUGACAAAAACAUCUCACUUUCUUUUGACCUCCAUCGUACAUGUUCAGCUUCACUGAAUUUAGAACCGACGGCACACUUUACGCACUCACUUGCACUUUUUCCACAUCGGCGACACAUUGCGGUUUAGUAGCAACAUGGAGUUAGCAUGGUAAUAGUUUUGUAUUGCGAUGUAGUCAUUUAAUAAGACCACGUUAUUUCUAAUGAAAUGUUCAUGUAGUGGCUUGUUGCGAUGCAAAAAAAGGUAAGUGUGUGGUAAUAAGGCGAUGAUAUUUAGGUUAUUUAUGACUGGAUGAGUUCAUGAGGAUGGAUUUCUACCUUACAGCAUGGUAAUUACAAACUUUGAUUCCAAAAAUAUAGACUAAUGAUCUUUAUCACGUCAUUAAGUAGAUAUUACGAGUAGGAGAUAGUAGAAAGAGAUAAUAUAUAAUAUGGUUAAUAACAUGGUAUCACUGUAAUAUGUCCUUAAGCAAUUUGGAGUUAUCAUGGGAAUAUUUUGGUAAUCGUUUGCAAUCAUACAGUGAUACCACGUUAUUUCCAGUGAAAUUGUCUUGUAUUGGCAUGUAGAAAUGGUAAAAGGUUUUUCAUGAAAGGAUAAAUUUCAACCUUAUAGCAUGGCAAUUACAAACACUUUAACUUAUUUAUUUAUUAUGUAAAUUAAAUUAUUCCACUGUUGGUAGCCCAUAGUGAUGAUCAUUAUCAAACUAUUAUAUAUUAUGGUUUAUUUUUGCCACACUAUUACAUUGUUAUUAUUACACUAUAACCAGUUUAUUACUUCAUAACUAACACGCUAUUACUUUUUUAUUUCCUCAUUACCACACUAUUAUGUUGUGAUUAUCAAGUUAUAACCUGGAUAUUAUUUUAGAUAGUUACCACACUUAUUACCUACCUAUGACUUAGUUAUUACUUCAGAGAUAACGUGGAGUUUGUUGUAUUAUUACCAUUUUAUUGCAUUGUAAUUAACCAAAUAUGACAUUAGAAAUAAGACUAUAUCUUGUCUAGUCUUCGAUAAUAUUGUUAUACGAGCCCAUGAUGACUAUAUUUACCAUACUAUUACUGUGUUGUUAUUGAACUUGAAUGUAAAGUGUUAAUGUUAUCUUGUCACAGGUCAAUCAGUAUCUGUAACGUCCCAAACAAACAAAAACAGAGCUUGACAUGUUCAAACAUAGAUACAGAAAUAUUGCCUUCAGUAUUCAUUCACUUUCUUCUGCAGACGAUACAUUUUUAAAAUGAUGUUAUCAACGUAGAACUUCAAACACACACGUUAUCUGUAAUAUGAUAGCUAAAAAUGACAGUAGACUCUCAACAAUAGAAUACAAUAGAAACUCAGCUCUGAAUAGAAUCCUAUUUUCUGUUAUGUGGCCUGAUUUGACCUCCAGCUCUCUGCUCAGUGUUGAACACAUUUGCACAUAAUUCACGCAGCAUGCUGCACACACACUCAUUACCUGGGGUGUGUGUCCGUUUGAUGCUGGAAAAAAAAAACUAUUUUUCCAAAUGUUGACAUCACAACCAUGCCUUAAUUAAUAUCUUCUAAUUUAAUCAUUAUUGCCUUAUUAUUAUUUUUUAAUCUAUUCUAUUUACUUUUGUGUUGAUUUUAGGUUAAAUGUAACCAUGAUGGGAAGCUUCUUUGAUUAUUUUGUCACUUCAUAUUUUAACCAGUAUUGUUGGCGGAUGUGGGAUCAUUCUGAAGUGUCUGAUUGUUUUAUUGAUUGAUUGAUUUAAUAAAUGGGUCACCUGACUCUGUUGGAGUCAGGUUAAAGUCAACAACA
Molecule: messenger RNA, 2822 nt
Organism: Solea solea (common sole)
Lineage: Eukaryota; Metazoa; Chordata; Actinopteri; Pleuronectiformes; Soleidae
Gene: ccdc28a
Product: coiled-coil domain containing 28A
Exons: 5
Coding region: 134-700 (188 amino acids)
Source: RefSeq, a predicted model, not a curated record